AUGAGCAAUGGAUUCAUUUUUGGACAGAUGUUUAUGAUUCCUCCGAUCACCAGAUGCAUGAUACUUGCAAUAGGAAUAGUAAACCUGCUAGUUUGCCUGGAGGUGAUUUCACCAUACAGCCUUUACUACUCUCCAUUGUUUCUAAAGAAGUUUGAGGUUUGGAGGGUGGUCACGCCAUUUAUGUAUUUUGGAAGGCCAACACUUGAUGUGUUUAUGCACAUAAUCUUUCUGUACCGCUACUCUUGUAUGCUUGAGAGUGGAUGCCGAGGAAUUUCCGAGUAUUUCUGGCUGAUAGCUGUAAUAUCUGGUGCGUUGUUUGCUAUUUCAAACAUCUACAGGAUUCCGAUGCUUGGAGCUUCUUUUUCGGCAACAAUAACAUAUAUCUGGACCAAGAGGAAUCCACGGGCAAUGGUGCAGAUAUUUGGGUUUAUUUCUUUCCCAGCAUUCUACUUGCCGUUUAUUCUGCCUGGGUUUACAUUAAUCUCCAGAAAGUCUGUCUCGAUAGACGAUGUUCUUGGAAUAUUUGUUGGGCACCUGUUCUAUUAUUUUAAGGAUGUGUAUCCUAGAUGGGGUAAGGAUGUGCUCCGGACUCCGUGCUUUAUAAAGAGGCUUUUUGAUGAGCAUCCAAAGGAGUGCUGUAAAUCCAGGAGGGGGACCACUAUAAAAGAAGGACGGAUAAGAGCAGAAAAAAUGAAGAAUAGUACGAGUGAAUUGAAAGGUAAGCCUAUAGACGAUGCAAAUGGUAUAAAGGCGGUAAGUAUAUCGCAUGAAGAGACCACAGCCAACAACAUAGUGCUAGACAAAACGGCCGGCAUUAUAAAUGCUGAAACAGCAAUUACGCAAGGAGUUCAGAGUGAUGCGGUUGAAUCUAUAGCUUCAACACCAUUAAUAAAAACUGUAGAUAGUGAAGAGGAUGGAUUGGUAGCAUCCACAGAAGCGGCUUUGGACAUAGAUCCAAACGGAAGCAAGCCUGCUUUAAAUGAGCCGUCAAACUCCAAAGAAGAGUCUGAGGAUGGCUGGGAUGACAAGUGGGGAAUGGAAAGCAAUGAGGAAAGCAGCAAGUAG
Molecule: messenger RNA, 1065 nt
Organism: Ordospora pajunii
Lineage: Eukaryota; Fungi; Microsporidia; Ordosporidae
Product: der1-like protein
Exons: 1
Coding region: 1-1065 (354 amino acids)
Biological process (GO): endoplasmic reticulum unfolded protein response
Cellular component (GO): endoplasmic reticulum membrane; Hrd1p ubiquitin ligase ERAD-L complex
Molecular function (GO): misfolded protein binding; ubiquitin-specific protease binding
Source: RefSeq, a predicted model, not a curated record